AAAAAUAUCUUAAUUUGUGUUCCGAAGAUGAACGAAGGUAUUACGGGUUUGGGACGACAUGAGGGUGAGUAAUUAAUGACAGAAAAUGUAUUUUUGGGUGAACUAACCCUUUAAUGGUGAGAUCAGACCAAUUGCAAAACCAACUGAUAUAUACACUAUAAUAUACAUUGUUUACAAUAAGAUAAUGAUGCACAAUAUUUAUAAUUAAAUAUAUAUUUCCCCUUUUUGCAUGUUCUUCUUCACUCCCAAUUGGAAAUACAUGCAAACAGAUGAAUUUUAUUUGAAGUCUGUGAACUAAGCCCUUCAGUAGAGUACUGUCUCCUCGCCUUUCACACUAUAACCAGCAGCUGGAUGGAAAAUAUGCCCCCCACCCCUUUCCCUCUCCCUCUCCCUCUCCCUCUCUCUCUCUCACUAAUGUGCUGAGAACAGAAGGGAGGAGUUUUAAUUUGAAUCCUGAACUGUUGCCCUUCACAAGGCUCAGAGACAGCACUCUGAGUGGAUCGCUGUGGAUUUAAACACCUGUCUGUGGGUUCACGCGCUCCUCUGGAAAGGAUUUUUUAAUGGCAAAUUACUGUGACUGCUUGUUUACACAGGUGAAAAGAUAACUGAAAAGGAAGUUUUACUACUGGUGAGCACUGAGAACAAGUGUUGAACUUCAGUGAUGGGAAAAAUAAAAUGAGACGCAUAUCUGGACAGGACCAGGACAAGACAGCAAAUGUCCAAGUAUUUCUUUUCUCUCUGAAAGGACAAAGGUAAUGCAGUUGCAAUUAAAGGAACUAUCAUUUUAUACCACUUUUCAGUAACUAUUUUCUUUUUAAUUGUUAAAGGAAAUACUUUUUGUUUUCUGUUAAAAAUGCAUUUUUUUAUUUAAUUGAAACAAUUCUGAAAUAAAAGCAUUUAUUGAUUCAUUGAUACAUUCUAAAAACAAACACAAUUAUUUUAAAUAUUUCUAACUAUAUCUGUAGUUGUAUGACAAUCAAAGUCAUUCAACACUUUAAAAAAAUCUUUUUAACAUUUAUGCUUAGAUAUCUUCACUCUUAAAGUGAGGUAAAUCGUUGUGUGGAGUGUGUCGGCUGAAGCAUGGCUGGAAACAGUUUUUUACUACAUCUUCUGCUCACUGCCAUUCUGGGACGGGCUGCUAAACCACAGGACGAGACUUCUACUGAUAUGGACAUCCAAACAGCCAAUCAGACCGUAGAUCCUUUGUUGAUUUCUGUGACAUCAGAGGGGCCUCCAACUUUGAGCACACCUGGAGAGGUAGAGGAGGACACUGUGCCAUCCACUGGCACCCGUUGCCGGGGUUACUAUGAUGUGAUGGGCCAGUGGGACCCUCCCUUUAAUUGUAACGCAGGUAUCUUCUUGUACUGUUGCGGCACCUGUUUCUACCGGUUCUGCUGCCAGUUCCGUCAGCAGCGAUUGGAUCAGACCUCCUGCUCUAACUAUGAUACUCCCAUUUGGGCCAACACUGGAAAACCUGUGGCCACCAACACUGAGGUGCAGCCAGACCAUGAGCGGGAUCGAACUCACAUGAUUGUGUACAUCAUCUGUGGUGUAGUGGCCAUCAUGGUCCUGGUGGGAAUCUUCACCAAACUGGGGUUGGAGAAGAGGCGUGGAGGCCAGAAUGAUCUCAGUAACUCCAGGACUCUGCAGGAGUUGCUGAAGCAGCCAGGAGGGGAGUUGAGUCCUGUGGAUGGACCAUUGAGCAGCACCACAUCUGUCGGAGCGAAUGGCAUCUCUGCCAGGAUGCUUCGCAGCCGCAGCGAACAGUACCAUCUAAACAAUGCCGGCUUCUCUUUUGGUACAUCGGCCGGACUCUCUCAUCCUCAAAGCAACCUCAGUAUACCAGGCCUGGCACUGAAUAAGUACAACUCUCUGAAAGCAGUUGCCGAUACUGCAAGCCGGGGCUACUACAAGAGUUAUCCACUAAUGGAUUUCUCCCAGCAUCAUUCCCCUCCUGUACCUUUCCAACCGAUGUCAAUGCACCCAAAAGACAAGUCCUACCUCCACCAGGUCCUCCCCUCCCAUGACAUCCAUUCCCCCCUGUCCAUCUCAAUCCCAACCAACCAGUUGGAGAGGACCCGCAUCCCAAAAACCAUCACCCACCCUCAACUUUCCAGCUCAGCCUUCAAAGCUUGGGAUUCUGGACAAAGACACGUCCACCGGCAGAUCUCGCAUCCAGGGCACUCUGUUCGCCGACAGAUCUACAGCAACAGAAGACAGUACAGCAUAGAAACACUACCGGAGUUCAUCUCCCAGCCCACGGGCUAUGGGGGACAACCACUGUAUCAGCCCCAUCCCAAACUUAAAGCCUGUCAGACCAACAGCAAGACGGAGGUCACUGUCUGAGGAAACAGGAAUGAACGAAACAACACUGCUGACUGUUAAUGGACUGUAUGCACAAAGACUGCAAUGUCAGGACUGUGUAGUCACCCCUACUUUUAGUGCUAAACCACUCUUGUCUAAGAUAAUAUGGUUUCUUCUGUUGUCCCACUUUUCUGGGGUUAUCUCUGGCUUUUGUGUCAACAAUGAGGUGAGUGUUCAGACCAGAAGACAGGAAUGGUGCCCAAGGCCACAUCAACUCAACUGGGACAAUGCCAUCAUCACGUCAGCCUAAAUCUAAGUCAUUAAGGGACAUUAUCCUGGCCAUCUUUAUGUAAACAACCUCAGGAUCAAUUAUGUAUAAAAGACAAAGCAAACUUAUUCUCCUAACCCCAGAAGAGGCAAAGAGGACACGCAGAUGUCCAGUCUCACACUAGGAUUUAAGUAUAAGCCUCGCUGAGUGUGUUGAGGAUUUUGUGCUCAUGAAGAAAGUUUUUGAGUUACCAAAUUUCACGGUCUUCCUCUCUGGCUUGGGAAGUCUCGUUGUGAGAAAAUCACUCAUUAAACCACUAACUUGUUUUAGGGGAAUGAAGUUGAAAAAAAAUCACAAGACAUAAUAAUCCCAUUCCAGUGGGUUACAAUCACCUUUGUAAACUCUCAAUGAUAAUUGCAAACUUGACUACAAUUCUGAUAAAGCGCCAUUAAAUAUGUUUAUACUGAAAAAGACAUUCCUGAAAAGCUAAAAACUUAAUUUCUUUUUUUAUUUUUUAUUUUUUUCAAGAUUUAUUUUUGGAAUUUUUGUCUUUAUUGGGACAGAACUUAACAGGAAGACAAGUGGGAUGGGAUUGGGAAGGAACGACAACCCAGGACUCAACUUAGCCUACAGUUCGCCUACUGCGCUACAGUUCGGAAUGCUGCCCACAAGGCUAUUGGCUCUGUCCUAGAUACAUUUUCUGUCGAAAAUAAAAGAAAGAAAUUGAUUUAUGAGUCUAGUUUUACAUUCAAAUCCUCCAGUCAAGGAGUGAAGACAUCAUCAAACAUUCAACUUCAUCUUAUCUUCCUGUUUUUAUCUUGUUUGCUCAAAAGAGUCUGAUCUUCUCCAUCUCCUGUUUCUCAAGACCGCCAGUGUUGAAUCCUUAAUGUCAUGCUGAGUCAUUCACUUUACAGAUUGUUGACCAAGGCUGAUUGCCUCAUGGUGUGAGGCUGAAGAAAUAAUGCCAGCAGCUCUGAGCAAUAAUCUGGACCUUGGAAUUGAGAAUGAAGCACAUCAUUCUUGUAAAACAAGCUAUGCAAUGGCAAAAAAUAUCAGCUCUACUGAAUUAACCAUCCUUGAAAUCAAGAUCUCACAAGCACUAGCUGUCUUGUAGGCAAGCCUUGCACUGUUUACCUUCUACUUGUGUGUCCUUUCUUUUACUUGGAUUAGUGGACUGAAUUACCAGAACUUGUACCUCAAAGAUACAAUGUAUCCAAAUAAAAAAAACAAGAUCUACUUCAAUAACAUAGCAAGUCUGAUGGGGAAAAGUCUGAUACUUCAGAAUCUACGCUAAUUGUGUUGGCUAACCAUCUGCAGUGUAAACAGGAGAUUCAAAUUUUAAUUCUGAUACACUAAAAAAACCCCGCUAGCAUGAUUGGGAAUGGAAAAUACAGAGUGAUUACAGAACGCAUUGAGCAGGGAGGGAAAAUCACUGUUACUCAUCUUUACACGUACAGUUUACUUGUUAAUUGAACUGUUGUAUAAAAGCAAUAUCACACUCACAGUCUUAAAGGUGCCCUAGAAUUCAAUAUUGAA
Messenger RNA from Megalobrama amblycephala (Wuchang bream), 4108 nucleotides. It is a transcript of the gene shisa8b, whose product is annotated as shisa family member 8b. NCBI's taxonomy places the organism in Eukaryota, Metazoa, Chordata, Actinopteri, Cypriniformes, Xenocyprididae. Gene Ontology annotation, biological process: regulation of short-term neuronal synaptic plasticity; regulation of AMPA receptor activity. The record is from RefSeq and is a predicted model, not a curated record. Gene Ontology annotation, cellular component: postsynaptic density; postsynaptic membrane; dendritic spine membrane.